Molecule: messenger RNA, 2635 nt
Organism: Lytechinus variegatus (green sea urchin)
Lineage: Eukaryota; Metazoa; Echinodermata; Echinoidea; Temnopleuroida; Toxopneustidae
Product: G-protein coupled receptor GRL101-like
Exons: 16
Coding region: 22-2502 (826 amino acids)
Biological process (GO): G protein-coupled receptor signaling pathway
Cellular component (GO): membrane
Molecular function (GO): protein binding; G protein-coupled receptor activity
Source: RefSeq, a predicted model, not a curated record
GCGGGUUCUGACAGUUUCAUCAUGAAGCUUUCGGUGCAGCUGUUUGGUGCUUGUUUCGUUGUCCUUGCUUUAUGUGGGACGCGGAUUAAUGGAUUUGGAUUUGCUGACACUUAUAUUACUUCCAUAGUAUCUCCGGAGUUCCCUUGGCAAUAUCCAGCAGACACCCAGCGGCAAUGGCAGAUAGAAACCGACGUUGAUCAGAGGAUGAUUGUUUUCAUAAACUACCUGGACAUCGAGCACCCUUGGGACACUCUGACGUUAACCCACUCUGCUCCUGGUACCAAUCUAACACACAUCCCAAUAGUUAGUGGAAAUAUGAUGUCGAUUCGUCUACCGGGCGGAAUCGUCACCAUCUCCUUUUGCAGUGAUCUUGUCCAACAGCAAGGCGGCUUUUCAUUGGAUUUCCGAUUUUACGAUGCGAAUGUCACAGACUAUCUCACUGAGAAUGCAUUUGAAUGCCAUUCAGGGUUUGAGCUCAUCCGCAAAGAGGCUCGUUGCGAUGGAGCCAUCGACUGCCACGAUUUUUCAGACGAAGUCAACUGUGGAGCUUGUGACUCAGAAUCUUUUCUGUGCCGCGGAAGUGAUAUUUGUCUUUUAGGCAGUAGGCAAUGCGAUGGUUGGAGUGACUGCCCAUUGGCCGAUGAUGAAGAACAAUGUGACACAACGAAAUGUCCUGAUGGUUAUUCGUGUGGUGAGUCCCCAUACAACGAUCGGCAUGGACCAGUACCAUCAGCCUGCACUGGGCCUGAGUGGGCCCCAUACUGGGUGAAUGCAUCAGAACAAUGGAGCGGACAACCCUUGCAGAAUGUUGCACCAAAGGCUACAUUGCUAAAUUUAAAUGGUUUUCCAGUCAAAAUCUUGAAUCAUGGUAUGUUUGACGAAACAACAAACCUUCAUACUAUUGACAUUGCAUCAUGCCAAUUAGAAAGCUUGCCAGCAGGAGUUUUUAGUAAACUCUCACGCCUGUGGAAAAUUGUUGCAACCAACAACAGUAUUACCUAUCUUGAGAAUGGCACGUUCUCUGGACUGAUAAACUUAAGAUUGCUAUACUUGGAUUUUAACCAGAUAAUGCGUCUUGACGAGGGAUGUUUUACAGAUCUUCGACGUCUCUUUUUCAUUGAUCUAGGUAAUAACCAGCUGUCAGAAAUUCGUCAAGGUGCAUUUAAGGAUUGCAGUUCUAUGGAGAGACUAGUUUUACCCGAGAACAAUAUAACACAAGUGAACAGUUCUAUCUUUGAAGGAAUCAAAGAACAUCUGAAGAUAGUCACUUUCCGAGAUAAUCCACUCCACUCCAUUGCCCCCGGUACUUUUCUCGGCCUCACUCGACUCGAAGACUUACACAUCAUGUCUGUCUCGUCGGAACAUAUUCAAAUUUUCCCGGAAAUAUUCCAGGGACUGGAAAAUCUGAUUGCGCUAGUGGUGUAUGACUCCAGGUUUUGUUGCAUCGCACCAGAGAGGGCCUCGUGUGUUGAGCGAGUUCCAUCUCACCCACUCUUCACCUGCAGGAAGACCUUCCUCCAGAACCUUAUCAUCAAAGUCUUCAUAUGGAUACUAGGUAUCAGCGCAUUAGUAGGCAAUGCUUUCGUCAUACUGAUGCGUCUGCAGCGGAAGGAAGCUACGUCGGUGGGCACUAUCCAGUCCAUCUUUAUCACCAGUCUAGCCCUCUCCGAUUUUUUGAUGGGUGCCUACAUGAUUAUCCUAGCCACGAUGGAUCUCUACAUAGGGGAUUCGUACUUCUGGGAGGGUCGAGCGGAAGAGUGGAGAUCAAGUAACGUCUGCCAGGUAGCUGGGUUCAUCGCGUUCUUGAGCAGUGAGGCUUCCGUUUUCCUCCUGACCCUCAUCACCGUCGAUCGCUUCAUCUGCAUCCUCUUCCCAUUCAGCAUCGAGUACCACAUCACCACCACCAAGGCACGUAUCAUCACUGGUGCUAUCUGGAUGUUCUCUUUCUGUCUCGCUCUUGUUGCCAUCUUCAUCAACUACCUCUACCCCGAUGCGUACAGCCUGAGUGACGUGUGCGUUGGUCUGCCACUCAUCCGCAAGUCCGUGGACCUGUACGCCAAACUUGACGUGAAUACCCAAUCCCGAUAUGGUAUUGCGACCUUCAACACUGUUGCAUCCUCCACAGUUUCUACCUGGCAGUUCUCCAUCGCGGUCUUUCUGGGGAUCAAUCUCAUUAGUUUCGUAGUAAUUCUUUUCUCCUACAUUGCCAUCUUCUUAACGGUGCGUUUUGCACGAGAUCGAGUCGGUCGUAAAGAUAAAGCGGCGAAUGAGGUAAAGAUGGCGCUAAAAUUUUCCUUGAUCGUAGCGACCGACUUCUUCUGUUGGAUGCCCAUCAUCAUCCUCGGGAUACUGGUUCAGACCAACGUCAUUACUAUCUCAUCUGAUAUCUACGCCUGGUUGGUGGUCUUCAUUCUCCCGAUCAAUUCCUCCAUCAAUCCGUACUUGUACACCAUCAUGAAAGACACAUCUUCUAGGCCCAAGUCAACAAGAAACACUAAAUAAACUAAGUGACCUUUAAAAGGUAAUUUUAGAAACAUACAUAUCCAAUGCCACCCCCACGUUCGAAAUGGGAAACAGAAAAAAAUAAUAAAUGACAAUAAAAAUAAAAAAUAAAAAUAAAUCGUGGAAGUGGUUU